Myodes glareolus (Bank vole) is the source of this 2309-nucleotide messenger RNA. The record is from RefSeq and is a predicted model, not a curated record. NCBI's taxonomy places the organism in Eukaryota, Metazoa, Chordata, Mammalia, Rodentia, Cricetidae.
UACUUGGUGUCCUUGCCAGGUACUGCCUACAAGCUGGUAUGUUAUUUCACCAAUUGGGCUCACAGUCGACCAGGCCCCGCCUCCGUCAUGCCCCGUGAUCUGAACCCCUUCCUUUGUACACACCUGAUAUUUGCCUUUGCCUCAAUGAACAACAAUCAGAUUGUUGCCAAUAAUCUCCAGGAUGAGAAAAUUCUCUACCCAGAGUUCAACAAACUCAAGGAGAGGAACAGGGCCCUGAAAACACUGCUGUCCAUCGGAGGCUGGAACUUCGGCACAUCACGGUUCACCUCUAUGCUAGCCACAAUUGCCAGCCGUGAAGAGUUUAUUGAUUCUGUUAUAUCCUUCCUGAGAACACAUGGCUUUGAUGGGCUUGAUCUCUUUUUCUUGUAUCCUGGACUACGAGGCAGUCCCAUGAAUGACCGGUGGAAUUUUCUCUUCUUAGUUGAAGAGCUCCAGUUUGCCUUUGAGAAGGAGGCACUGCUCACCCAGCGUCCAAGGCUGCUGCUGUCGGCUGCUGUGUCUGGUGUCCCAUACAUCAUUCAGACAUCUUAUGAUGUGCGCUUUUUAGGAAGACGUCUGGAUUUCAUUAGUGUCUUGUCUUAUGACUUACACGGAAGUUGGGAAAAGUUUACAGGACACAACAGUCCUCUGUUCUCUCUUCCUGAAGACUCCAAAUCUUCGGCAUAUGCUAUGAAUUACUGGAGGAAUCUUGGGGCACCUGCAGAUAAACUACUCAUGGGCUUUCCCACCUAUGGACGUACCUUUCACCUCCUCAGUGCAUCUAAGCAUGGAUUGCAGGCUGCCUCAACGGGACCAGCAUCUCCUGGGAAGUAUACCAAGCAGGCUGGCUUCCUGGCUUACUAUGAGGUUUGUUCCUUUAUCCAGAACGCAGAAAAGCACUGGAUUGAUUAUCAGUAUGUCCCCUAUGCCUACCAGGGGCAGGAGUGGGUUGGCUACGAUGACGCCAUCAGCUUCAGUUACAAGGCAAUGUUCGUGAAAAAGGAACAUUUUGGGGGUGCCAUGGUGUGGACACUGGACAUGGAUGACGUCAGCGGCACUUUCUGUGGCAAUGGCCCUUUCCCCCUUGUCCAUAUAUUGAAUGAGCUCUUGGUACAGGCAGAGUUGAACUCAACCCCUUUGCCACAGUUUUGGUUUACAUCGCCUGUGAAUUCCUCGGGACCUGACUCUGAGGGUCUGCCUGUGACAGAGUUGACCACUGAGGCUGUAAAGAUUCUGCCACCAGGAGGAGAGACUAUGGCUGCUGAGGGCCACGGAAAGUAUGAAAAUGUGACUACAAUCCCCAAUGGUGGAUUCGUGACCCCUGGGAGAACAAUGUCUCCUGCAACACAUACUGUAGCUCUAGAAAGUAACACCAUGGCUCCCGGGGCAAACGCUACAACCUCACUGGACCUUCUGUCUGAGACCAUCACUGAGAUGACAGUGACAGUCCAGACACAGACACCAGGGGGAGGGACCACGGUCACAGUGGGCAAUCAGUCUGUGACCCCUAGGGGAGAGAUCACGGCCACAGUGGGUAAUCAGUCUGUGACCCCUGGGGGAGAGACCACGGUCACAGUGGGCAAUCAGUCUGUGACCUCUGAGGGAGAGACCACGGCCACAGUGAGCAAUCAGUCUGUGACCCCUGGGGGAGAGACCAUGGCCACAGUGGGCAAUCAGUCUGUGAUCUCUGAGGGAGAGACCACGGCCACAGUGGGCACUCAGUCUGUGACCCCGUGGGGAGAGAUCACAGUCACAGUGGGCAAUCAGUCUGUGACCUCUGCAGAGAUGGUUACAACUCUUGCCCAUCUUCAGACUAUGACUCCCAUUGAGGAGGAAACUUCUAGGGAGAAGACUGUGGCCCUUGAAAGGGUCACUGUUCCCCCUAGAGAGAUGUCAGUUACCCCCAAUAGGCAGAAUACAACUCUAAAGUGGGAGAAUUUGAUUACUGAGGUGGAAACUUAUUCCCAGGAUGGGUGAAUUGGUCCUUGUGUAGAAGUGGAGAACAGGAUGCUGCCCUCCAGCUCCAUCACCCUGUCCCCAGGAUAUACUCCUUUCUCUUUUGAAAAUGGCUUCACUAUUACUGAUGGGAACUCUCCUUUGUCAACUCAACAACCCUUCUAACAAAUCUCUCUUAAGAAAAAGAAAAUUCAGGACACACUGUUAUGGAUCAAAGACCAUGAACUCUCUUGGUGGCAAAUCCUAGGGGAAAACCCUUGCUUUUUCUUCUAUAUGAUAUGACAGAAGCCACUUCAGGGGUUUUUGUGGGGCUAAGCUGGCACCAAAGCUAACAUAGGGCAAUUUCCUUUCUG